Suillus paluster is the source of this 318-nucleotide messenger RNA. RefSeq lists its product as uncharacterized. The record is from RefSeq and is a predicted model, not a curated record. Bases 1 to 318 code for a protein of 105 amino acids. The transcript has a single exon. Lineage: Eukaryota; Fungi; Basidiomycota; Agaricomycetes; Boletales; Suillaceae.
AUGCUCCUGGAGGAGGAAAUGUGCCAUGUCAUUGAAUACUACAAAUGGCAUGCACGAUGGUGGGACAACCACACACCAGAUAGAGAGGGAUCGGUUGAUGGACAAGUUAUGGAAGGGGCAAAGUCUUAUGCAGCUGAACAAGCCUACAUCAAACAUCAACAUGCCACCCAGCUAGAAGAAAAAUGGGCAGCAGUUGGAGCUCAGGCCACCAUCAUGCACUUGCAAGUCUUUCUAGAUGUAUCUGCAACUCAGGUGUCAUCCAUCAUCUCCCCAGUGGAGGUAGAAAUUGUUUUCUCUGAAGAUGAGGAUGACAAUUAG